Acanthosepion pharaonis is the source of this 804-nucleotide messenger RNA. NCBI's taxonomy places the organism in Eukaryota, Metazoa, Mollusca, Cephalopoda, Sepiida, Sepiidae. The record is from the annotation of a GenBank genome assembly.
AUGUAUUUCAGCUGUUUCUUUCUUCAUUUCUGCAAUUUCCUUUCUGUCAUAUUUUCACCAGGUUAUUUUCUCUUUUUCACCAAUUUUUCUUUUUACUUUUCUCUCUUUCUCAUGCUCUUUCCUUGUAUUCAUUAUGUCUUUUAUUCUUUUCUUGCACUCCUUCUCUUUCCUGUAUCACUAUCUGAAUCCAUUUUGAAUUUUUCUGAUUAUAACGAUUCAUUAAACUGUCCUAUCUCCCUCUUUUUAUCUCUUUCUCUGACCUUUCUUUCCAUAUCUCUAUCUUUUCCUCUUUCUCUAACCUUUCUUUCCUUAUUCCUCUCUUUUCCUCUUUCUCUGACCUUUCUUUCCUUAUUCCUCUUUUUUCCUCUUUCUCUGACCUUUCUUUCCAUAUCUCUAUCUUUUCCUCUUUCUCUAACCUUUCUUUCCUUAUUCCUCUUUUUUCCUCUUUCUCUGACCUUUCUUUCCAUAUCUCUAUCUUUUCCUCUUUCUCUAACCUUUCUUUCCUUAUUCCUCUUUUUUCCUCUUUCUCUGACCUUUCUUUCCAUAUCUCUAUCUUUUCCUCUUUCUCUAACCUUUCUUUCCUUAUUCCUCUCUUUUCCUCUUUCUCUAACCUUUCUUUCCUUAUUCCUCUCUUUUCCUCUUUCUCUGACCUUUCUUUCCUUAUUCCUCACUUUUCCUCUUUCUCUGACCUUUCUUUCCAUAUCUCUAUCUUUUCCUCUUUCUCUGACCUUUCUUUCCAUAUCUCUAUCUUUUCCUCUUUCUCUAACCUUUCUUUCCUUAUUCCUCUUUUUCCUCUUUCUCUGA